AUGAAAGUCCUGUCCCAAUUCUACUUCAUCGAUCCGCUCAACCAAGACAUGGAAGGUGUGGAGGGUUACAAGCCAGGCGGAUAUCACCCGGUACACUUAGGGGACACUUUUCCUACGCGGGAUGACCCAAGGUACCGAAUUCUCCACAAGCUAGGAUAUGGAUCGUUCUCAACUGUCUGGCUCGCCAAAGAUGUUGUAGCAAACCGCUGCGUGGCGCUGAAAAUAGUCAUUGCCGAUCUUACAGGGAACAAGGGAGAAUCCGCUGUCCUAAAGUGGCUGAGCACUAGACCUCGCGAUCAUCCCGGAGCCAAACAUAUUGUUCAAGUACACGAUGAUUUUCAGAUACGGGGUCCCAACGGAACGCACCAAGUGCUCGUGAUGGACGUACUUGGAUCUUUAGUAUACUCUCUUCUCCCCGAACCCGUCUUUCACGAAAUUGGCCGAGUGUCUGUCAUCAGUUCAUGUUGGGACUAG
This is a messenger RNA of Suillus paluster, 474 nucleotides long. RefSeq lists its product as uncharacterized. The coding region runs from base 1 to 474 and encodes 157 amino acids. NCBI's taxonomy places the organism in Eukaryota, Fungi, Basidiomycota, Agaricomycetes, Boletales, Suillaceae. Gene Ontology annotation, molecular function: ATP binding; protein kinase activity. The transcript is spliced from 2 exons. Gene Ontology annotation, biological process: spliceosomal complex assembly; regulation of mRNA processing; protein phosphorylation. The record is from RefSeq and is a predicted model, not a curated record.